AUGGCUUUUCCUAUGUACGAAAGAGCGUGGGCAAUCUAUAGACAACGCUUGUCUACACCUUCCGCAAAUCCAAAGCGCGGAAUGUGGUGGCACUCGGAUACUGAUGAGCAAGCCACAAUUCCCGCCAAUGAAGGACCAAAGAGUGACUGGAAGUCUAUUGCAGACAACUUCGAUGAAGAAAUUAUACCCGAAACUCUCGAUGACCCAAAGUCCCGCAACGGUUUGAAAGAUCCCUCAAUAAUGGCUCUAAUAAACGGCAACUCAAUAUACGUUGCGUCCGCUCUUCUCUCCGAUCCGUCUAUUCCUCCUAGCGGCACUCCAAUAACAAGAGUUUUCGGCAACCUGGGCCGAUCAGAAAUGAGUCUACUUGUCCCGCCAGUGGAUCCACGCCUUGCGGAGCUAGAUUUGAGCUCAUGGAAACACAUUAAUCAUUCCCACUUCACCGGCCGACUCCAAGACUGCUUCAGUAGUACUUCCCUGCACCUGACAUUCACAGAUUCUGAGGACACUGUCUAUCUCGGCAACCGAGGGCUUCGAGACCGUCAAGUAGUCUUCUUGGAAGCUCUUGUCUCCAUCGACGAUCGCGGAAAACAUAUCGGCGACCUGGAUAUACUUUCCAUGUUCAGCAAACCCACUUUCGAGGUCCAAAAGAGCUGUUCACACACACCUGAAGAAAGGGCAGACGUGCUUCUUGGAUGUCGAUUGAUUGCCAUUGAUAAUUGGGACGAGUUCUUGGAUCCACCAGAGAGGGCGGCCAUAUUCCGAGCUAAUGGCAAUUGGCAAGCUCGUCUUGGCGCUGCGGCAGCUGCGAUACAAAUGGGUAUGGAAACUCUGGUUCUCUCAGCUAAGAGACCAUGUCUACAGUGCCUCAAGAUGACCGGAGUCGAUAUGAUCAUUGCUUGA
Molecule: messenger RNA, 903 nt
Organism: Parastagonospora nodorum SN15
Lineage: Eukaryota; Fungi; Ascomycota; Dothideomycetes; Pleosporales; Phaeosphaeriaceae
Exons: 2
Coding region: 1-903 (300 amino acids)
Source: RefSeq, a predicted model, not a curated record